AUGGAUGUUGGUCAUGUCAUUCCUAGUAGGCCUUGGCUGUUCGAUUUGGAUGUGACCAUCCAUGGUCGAUCUAUUUCAUGUUCCUUUGUGUUUAAUGGAGAGAAGAUUCAUCUUAAUCCUUUACCCCCAAAACCUGUUGGCUCACAGCAAGCAAAGAAAAUUGUGGAACAGAAAGGGUUAAAUAUCGUCAACCCUACGGAGUUUGAGCGUACACUCGUGGGUGAUUCUGUUGUGUUUACAGUGGUUGUUAUGGAGGUUCCAAUGGAGUCUCCAAUAGUGGCCCCUGCUGAGGUCCAGUCGUUUCUUCAGAAGAUGAAUCCCACUGAACAUGCUAAGCUUCAAAGGCAAGUGGAUAAAGUCCUUUACAAAGGAUUUAUCCGUGACAGUUUAAGUCCUUGUGCAGUUCCUGCCCUUUUGACUCCUAAGAAAUAUGGCUCUUGGAGGAUGUACAUUGAAGCAUAA
This is a messenger RNA of Juglans regia (Persian walnut), 462 nucleotides long. RefSeq lists its product as uncharacterized. Lineage: Eukaryota; Viridiplantae; Streptophyta; Magnoliopsida; Fagales; Juglandaceae. The record is from RefSeq and is a predicted model, not a curated record. The transcript has 2 exons. The coding region runs from base 1 to 462 and encodes 153 amino acids.